AUGGAUAACGGAUACGAACCCGUUUCAUCUGACUACAUUGACGGCGGGCUGGAACAAUGGGGGUCGGAUAUUGAAGAGGUUGAGCAACACCCUGGGCAGACAGGGGAUAACGGGAUUGGACGUUUGGUGGAGGACAGAAACGAUGAACAUCCCACGUUGUCGCUGUCAACCGACCUCAACAGCUGGAAGAUGAGAGAGUCUCACGCUCGCAAGGAGUUGGAUAACGCAGUACAUGCCUAUGAAAGCGCACGACAUGAAAUGCUUACACGUCCUGCACCCUCGUCACCAAUUUCCCCAACAGAGACUUGUCACCAUUGA
This is a messenger RNA of Marasmius oreades (fairy-ring Marasmius), 318 nucleotides long. RefSeq lists its product as uncharacterized. The record is from RefSeq and is a predicted model, not a curated record. Bases 1 to 318 code for a protein of 105 amino acids. Lineage: Eukaryota; Fungi; Basidiomycota; Agaricomycetes; Agaricales; Marasmiaceae. The transcript has a single exon.